GCUUAAAAGAAAAAAAAAAGAAAACUGUGUCCAUGUCGGUGUCCAAGUGAAGCGGGGUUUUUACUAUUACAAUGGAAAACCAAGUUAUUGGACCGGGUCCAUACAGGGCGACGAAACUGUGGAAUGAAACUAUCAGACUUUUUCGUGGUGGCAUGCCACUUAGAAGGCAUUGGGCACACUUUCGCUGCUAUGACUGCAGCUUCACGGGAACCGAGGCUGUGGAUUAUCUGCAUAAUCUGCUGAGGGACAAUCACAACUUUGGUCCUGAGGUAACCCGCUACCAGACCCUGCAGCUGCUUAGAAAGUUCCUCAAGGCCCACGUGAUUGAAGAUGUCAAAGGCCGCCAUGGGACAGAGGACUUUGAGGACAAUGGCCAUUUGUACAGGUUCCCAACACUGUCUCCACUCAAGUCUUUUCCAGCAAGGCCUGUAAUAAAAGACUGCAGUGACUUGCCCAGACUCAUCCGCUGGGAUGACUAUGAGGAGCUGCCUCAGCAGGAGAACUUUGUACCCGUGAAGUCUGCUGUCCUGACUUCAGAUUUGUGGAAUAAAAGGCACAGCGUUGCUAUUGGAGAUGUGCAUGAAUGCAAGCUUAUACGCAGGAAGGAGAUAACAUCAAAACAAGUGGAUCACAUCUGGAAGUCAAUGACAGUGGCACAUUUGCAGCGAGUGCUGGGUCUGAAGACACUGGAUGGCGUUUUGAACCCAGCGCAUGUCAAUGGCAAGCACAUUGUUCACAAUGUGUUCAGUGUCAAUAAAGCAGGCAUAGUUGUAUUGGAGAACAAAGCUGAGGACAUGCCCUACUGGGUGGUAACUGCAAUGAAAUGCCUUGCUAACUGGCCUAAUGGCAAUGAAAGCAAACAGCCAGUGUACCCAGGUUUCGAGAGGGAUGUUCUAAGAACAGUAGCAGAUUACUACCAGAGACUUAAAGAACCCCUGCUGACUUUUCAUCUGUAUGAAGUAUUUGUCAACAUUCUCAGUUUGCUGCCAGUGCAGGAGGCAGCCAGUGAGGCUCUUCAAGUAAGCUGUCUCCUUCUGCCGCCACCCAACCGAAGACGCCUCCAGCUUUUAUUGCGUCUCAUGGCCCGAGUCUGUCAGAAUCCCCAGCUUCCUCCACUUAAUGACACGAUUGCUACCCGCACACUGAUGGUGCAGAUGUUCUCUCAGUGCGUUCUUGGCUCAGCAGACGACAUGGACUUGGAUGAGUUACUUGCCACCAAAUUGGUGACUUUCAUGAUGGAGCAUCACAACACCAUCUUCCAGGUGCCUGCCAAGCUGCGUUGCCAAGUUGAAGAGCAUCUGUCCCACCUCAAAAGAGCACAGAUCAAAUAUGCAGGGGCUGAUACAGAUUUCAGUGCAUCUCCAGCUUUCUACAAGCAGAUCAGCAGGGUGGAGUGCGAGGGGCAGAGGGUGAUAGGCACUCAGACCCCGCUGCAGCAGUUGCUAGAAGGCCUGAUUGCAGACAAAGAACUCCCCGCUAAAGACAAGAGGAAAAGACUAAAACAGUUUCAGAAGUCCUACCCUGAAGUCUACCAUAGUCGAUUUCCCACUGAAGAAAGCAAAGCUGCUGUCAUACCCGAGAAAACCCCACGACUCAAACCUAAUCUUAUGUUCUUCAGCAUCAAGAAACCCUUCCAGCCUUUUCAGAGAAGCUGGAGUUUCAGGGCAUGAUCUGCUACCACUAAAACAUUUACACAUCUUAACCUCAGAGUUGCAAAAUGAGGAGUGAGGCUAUAAUGGUGUUCUCACCACAAUUACAGCGCUCUUCAUUAACCACUACAAUUUUUACUAAAAAAAAAAAAUUAGUCCUUGCAGCCGAUGGUAAACAAGGAUGAUGAAUUAAAGAGCCUGUUCACUCAAGUUAUAGAAGGAUUAUAAGAGAUUUUCCUCUUAAUAGGUCAUUUUCUAAACGGAAGCAAAGGCUUCAUGCAGCAAAUGCAGGGGGUGAACUUACCACGCUUCUGUUUUAAUAAGAAACUUGAACUAAACUAUGAUCCACUUAAACCUAAAGAGUUAUUAAUCGUGAUUUGUUUUUUUCUUAGAUUUCAUUAACUGGUACUUUGUAUGG
Messenger RNA from Pundamilia nyererei, 2067 nucleotides. RefSeq names its product DEP domain-containing protein 1B-like. The transcript has 11 exons. Gene Ontology annotation, biological process: intracellular signal transduction. NCBI's taxonomy places the organism in Eukaryota, Metazoa, Chordata, Actinopteri, Cichliformes, Cichlidae. Bases 72 to 1670 code for a protein of 532 amino acids. The record is from RefSeq and is a predicted model, not a curated record.